AUGAGUCGUGUAGAAAACGGAACCAAUCAAAUGGAUCAUAUGCCACCGGACAUUUGGGAAAUACUACAAUCGUUGAUUUUGGGAAUUAAUGAAACUGAUUUGGAUUUACGGAAACCCCACUUGAAAACUGUUUUCACUUAUUCUUAUCCCUAUAUUAUCUUCUUCUACGGAGCCCUAAUUUGUGUUGGAGUCAUUGGGAAUGUCUAUAUGUGCGGGUAUAUUGUUAACAAAAAAUUGUAUAAAGAUGAAACAUACAGUUUUCUCUUGAAUAAUGCUAUAAGUGACAUUGUUAAGUGUGUUAUAGUGUUACCGCUUUCUUUGUAUGUACUUCUCAUAAGAAACUGGGUCCUCGGGGAGCUUUUGUGCUCUUUUUUACCCAUGAUACAAGAUAUUCCGCAGCAUACUUCAACUUUAACAUUCAUAUUGUUGGCAUGGGAUAGAUAUAGGUAUAUCAAGAAGCCACUCAGACCUCGUCUCCCUGCAUUCGUCUGUAAUGUUGGAACUUGGUUGACUUCUGGUUGCUUAGUACUACCAUAUCCCAUGUAUAUAAUGUAUAUAGAUUUGGGGCAAGUGUACCCAAAAUUAGAAGCAGUACAAGGUGUUGGAUUAUGUACUGUUAAUUUGUUGGACGACAUUAAAGAAUAUACGAGAGGGAUCUUCAUAAUAAUGUACGCCGCUCCAUUAACCACAAUUUCGUGUUUAUUUAUCCGUGUAUCCAGGGAAUUAUCUAAACAAAAUCCUGCGGCUGCUAUCAAAUUCGAGGCCAGAGCAAAAGAGAAUAAAACAAGGAUUCAAGAUGGUUCACAAAGUGGUAACGUUGAGGUUCAAAGCAUUAGAACAGACUACGAUCGAUCAAGUCAAUAUAGCCGUGGAAGCUUCCGAGAUCUCGACACAGCUAGAACACUUUAUGAAUUCCGAGAGCCAGAUCUAAACGUAAUCAAAGAGAGAAGAACUCAGAAAUUUCUGGUUACCAUCGUAGUGCUUUACGGAAUUUCUCUUUGUCCUUUGAUGGUUAUGAAAAUUGCUAGGUUAGCGAUAGUUGAGACUUAUGAAAAUAUGGGAUAUUUCGACGUAGUAUACAUCAUAUUUGUGUGGGUCGCAUUCUUACCGGCUUGCUCAACUCCUCUUUUGUUCAUUACCUGGAAAUUAAACAGUUCCUCAGUAGAACGUAUUAGAGGAUACCUACGGUUAAGCAGUAGAAAAAUGAGGCAUUCCAGUGAAACGGUAACUACUCUUACUGGAACUCCAGCUUCUAACCAAGGCAAACGAUGUCAAUAUACUGAAGAAGCCUUCUCUGAUACCAAUAGUUGUCAACAAGACUUACCCUCUACCUGA
Diorhabda sublineata is the source of this 1335-nucleotide messenger RNA. RefSeq names its product prolactin-releasing peptide receptor. The transcript is spliced from 6 exons. The record is from RefSeq and is a predicted model, not a curated record. Bases 1 to 1335 code for a protein of 444 amino acids. Lineage: Eukaryota; Metazoa; Arthropoda; Insecta; Coleoptera; Chrysomelidae. Gene Ontology annotation, cellular component: membrane. Gene Ontology annotation, biological process: neuropeptide signaling pathway. Gene Ontology annotation, molecular function: neuropeptide receptor activity.